AUGGCUGCUUUUCGCCAGCAUGUCAGGGCACUGAUACCGCCCUCUCUCGAGGAAGGCUGGGAUCUCCUGGUUGGCUUCCUUGAGGAGCUCCAUAAGCUCUCUGACGACACCACGGUUGCCACGGUUGAAGAAGGCAGUGGCAAUACCCGUGUUUCCAGCACGACCAGUACGACCAAUACGGUGCACGUAGUCAUCAAUGUCAGUGGGCAAGUCAUAGUUGACGACGUGGGUGACAUUGGGGAUAUCGAGACCACGGGCAGCAACGGCAGUGGCAACGAGGAUGGGGCAGCGUCCAUUUCGGAAGAAUUCCAGGGCACGCUCACGUUCACGCUGGGUACGAUCACCGUGAAUGGAGGUGGCAGGGAAGUUCUGGUUAAUGAGGAAAUCGGAGAGAGAGUCAGCCAUGCGCUUGGUCUCGACAAAGAUGAGGGUCAGGCCGCCAGCAUGGGUGUGGAGAAUAUCAAGGAGGACAGAGCGCUUGUCGACAUCUUCGACGUAUUCAAUACGCUGAGUAAUGUUCUCAGAGGUAGAACCGACACGACCGACGGAAAGGAAAACAUAGUCCUUAAGGAAGUCCCUGGCGAGCAUCUGAAUAUCGCGGGGGAAGGUGGCCGAGAACAUCAGAGUCUGGCGGUCGGCAACGCUGGGCAUAUCCUCACCCUCGACAAUGCGGCGGAUUUGAGGCUCGAAACCCAUGUCCAACAUACGAUCAGCCUCGUCGAGAACCAGGUACUUGAUGUUGCAAAGGGAAAUGCGACCACGCUCUAUGAGAUCGACCAAUCGUCCGGGUGUAGCAACAAGCAGAUCGCAGCCACGCUCAAUUUGACGGAGCUGAGAGCCAAUAUCAGCACCACCGUAGACGACGCAGGGUCGAACCCAGGAUCGGUAGGCGAAUUUUCGAGACUCAUCAUAAAUCUGAGAGACCAGUUCUCGGGUAGGGGCAAGGAUCAGAGAAGUAGGGUAGGCCUUGCGCUGACGUCCGAAACCACCACCGCCACCGGCAGAGGCAGGAACAGGUGA
Molecule: messenger RNA, 1020 nt
Organism: Clonostachys rhizophaga
Lineage: Eukaryota; Fungi; Ascomycota; Sordariomycetes; Hypocreales; Bionectriaceae
Source: the annotation of a GenBank genome assembly